AUGGCCGCUCUCGUAUCGUCUCGCCAGAACCCAGCGCCAGUCCAGCAAUUGACACCCCCAAGUAGCUCCCACGGAGGGGCCUCGUGGGAUCUCGCUGUGCCUCUAAACAAUUCGAGAGCGUCCUACGAUCAAGAGCCUUACAUGUCUGAAUACGUCACGUCCGCGCACUCCCCCCGCCAGCCCCUCACAUCGCAAGCCAAUGGCUUCGCAAAACCUGUUCGCUCAACGACUUGGGAAUCGCAGGAUGCAUACCAUGAGAACAGUCAGCCAUAUCUCGUCCCAGACCGCGUCAAUGAGCUGCACAAGAAGCCCAGUGGGGACAUGAGCGCGAGCAACAGUGAACAAGAUAGUGUCUUGGAGUACUACAAGAGUCAUGCCAACAAUAAAAAAGGACCGUCGGGCCCCGCAAAGGCAAAGGGUAAGAAGAAGCCUACCAAGGCCGGUGCAGUAGAUCCAAACUGGGCUGCACUCGAGUACGACCAAAACAAUUGGAUACACCGAGAUAAGCUCAAAGAGAUCGAAACCAAGGAACUAGAGGAGGCAGGGUUUAGGGUCGGACGCAGCAGUAGAUCCAACAGCCGUUCGCAGAGUGCUACCCGAAGGUCACGAGAUCGCACGAAUUCGGAGAUGACUGAGUUCUCGCAAAAUGAAGAAGGCCACUAUGAGCCUCGAAAAGUCAUUUCUCCCAUACCAGCUGAAGACGAAGAGGCCGUGGAGGAUUUCCGCGCUUGGAGUGCUAGGGCUCAGGAAGAAGGCGCACCAGAGCUUGAGCCCAACUCGACACGAAUGAACCACUCUGUGAGACCGAGCACUUCUCGCAUACCUCUGCCCAAGACUAGUGGUAUACCUGUACCGUCUUCGGUGGCAGAUCGCGAUGCGCCACUGCCGAGGUCUAGAACAGGCAGUGCAAACUGGAGCGGCGACGCUAUAGCUACCAAUGGUGCGCGGAUACGGAGCGGCAGCGUGGGGAGUCAGGCUUUGCUCGACGAUGUAGAGGAUGGGCGCCAGACAACCCCACCUUACGGCCAUACUCGCAACAUUUCUUCAACCGGCAGUGUGACACCGCCAAAGUCCCCUCAGAAAUAUCCGGUCAAGGCCAAAACUCUGGGCAAGCCGAACCCCGCCUCUGGAGCACGAAAGACCAGCGUCCGGAAGACGCAGCCAAAGAGUCGAAAUACUUCGGGCACCUCGCCUCCAAAGCGCCCUGGUACCAGUGGUGGAUCUGUGUCUCGUCCUACUACCAGUCAUCGACCAGAAGGUGACGCUCCGUGGCUUGCAACAAUGUACAAACCAGACCCACGUCUACCUCCAGAUCAGCAAAUCAUUCCUACGCAUGCGAAACGAAUGAAGCAAGAGCAAUGGGAGAACGAGGGCAGAGUAGGCUCCAUGUACGACAAGCAAUUCCGGUUGCUGAAUGACGAGCCGCCCAACAAGCGUCUUUCGCAAAUACAGCCCGUCGAUAUUGAAAGCGCACAACAGAACGAAACAUGGCCACUACCCAGUCCGACGGCGCAACAAUCGCCUCUCGAGAAGAUUGACCGGAAUCUUGCUAAAUCACCAACCACUGAGCAGGGAGGCUAUAAGCUCACCCCAACGAUUCCCCAAGGCGCUCGUGCUCUCUCGCCGAAGCUAGCGCCGCCUAUUACGGCCCCUCAACCGAAGCCUACCACCACUCGGCUACCCGAGUCCAAGGAAGAGGAGGAGGCUAAGGAGAAGAAGGGCUGUGGCUGCAUUGUCAUGUAG
Messenger RNA from Cucurbitaria berberidis CBS 394.84, 1743 nucleotides. RefSeq lists its product as uncharacterized. The transcript has 2 exons. The record is from RefSeq and is a predicted model, not a curated record. Bases 1 to 1743 code for a protein of 580 amino acids. Lineage: Eukaryota; Fungi; Ascomycota; Dothideomycetes; Pleosporales; Cucurbitariaceae.